AUGUGUGUGUCAGAAGCGUCAGAGGUGGUUAUCACCACUAUUGCUCUGCACCAAUGUACUUUUACCACGUGUCCCUCUGAGCAGAGGGAGAUUAUUCCUUGUGCAUCUCGUCGAUCCUCGACCAGUUCUGCUAUUCUGCUCGAUCUCUUCCCUUUUAGUUAUCCUUCGACCAAUGCAGUUUUCUCUACUUCGAGCUUGCCCGACCAAUGUGUGAUUGGCGGCGAUUAUGUGCUGACACUUUGUGUAAAACCUCGGAUCAAUGAGUCGAUCAUCAACAAUAGCGUUGAUUUAGGUCUAGUUAGGGCUUUGAGGGUUGAAAUCAAGGGGAACAAUACCGUCGAUGGGCUAUGGGAAGUUCGUGUUGGCCUUCCAACUGGAACAAGCACGGAUGGCGUCGUACGCAAGGGCGAUAUCUACGGCCGCCUUCCAGUUUCUGAACCCGUUUGCUUAGUCGAACGAAAAAUAACUGAACCGAAGACACCGUACCAUCCCAUGAUUGAUGUUGAUGAUGAGGAUGACGACACAUCAUCACCUGGCAAAAGAGGAAGUUUUGGAAAAACUUUUGAGGAUGCAAUGCAUGCAGAAGCUAUACGUACGGCACUGAAUGAUGUAGGUUCCUCUAGCAAAAAUGUUGUGCAUAUCUCGGGCUGGACUUCCUCUGAGGAUGACAUGGAUAUUAUGGAUCAUGAUGGAGAAGUUUUUGAAUCUGACACUAAAUCUGAAGCAGCAGGUUCUGAAUGCGAGAGGCGCAAGAACUUCCGGGAGCACAGAAAAGCUCAUUAUGAUGAGUUCCGCAAGGUUAAAGAACUACGUCGUAAGGGAUCUCUCUUAGAAGAUGAUGAGUCGGAUUUGGAUGCCGAACAUGAGAAGGCAAAUGGUCCAACUGAAUCGUCCUCAUCGAUAACUGCUGGGGUUAAGGAAAUGGAAAUCAAGGAAUCCUCGCCCCCCACAAAUGUUCAGAGGGAAGGCUUUAGUCAGCUUGACUUGGCUACUUAUUUUAUGUGGAAUUUUGUUCAUGAUAUGCAGUAUGUGCUCGAGAGACCGGGUCUUCUCUCUGCUCACUGCCUCAACUCUCCGCUCACAGGCUCGGUUUGGCGUCCUCUUUCGCUGGUUACCGUGUCUUUAUUUACGGAGACUAAGUCAGAGAAACUAUCUCGACCUGAGGUGAGAAAGGAAAGAGGAAUCUUGCCGAAGAAAGAAAGAUCGGAAGGGAAAAGAGAGGAUAGGUGGAGAGGUCGACCUGUGAGGGAUGGCCACAGGUACAAUAAAUACACUCCACUCAGGUCGAACCCAACAGUUGUACUGGAAACCACGAAAAAAAGGAUGAAUGGGGAUAAAAUUACUUGGACGAAGUCGAUGAGAGAAGGCCGGACUCUGAAGUCAGCACGUCGUUCUUUGGAUUUAACAGAGGAGAGCUCGUGCCCAUGA
This is a messenger RNA of Striga asiatica, 1428 nucleotides long. The record is from the annotation of a GenBank genome assembly. Lineage: Eukaryota; Viridiplantae; Streptophyta; Magnoliopsida; Lamiales; Orobanchaceae.